AUGUUGUCAGAGUUUAAAGGAAAUGAAGGAGACCUGAUCGAGAUCUCCCAUAGGGGCCAUAAGCAGUGGGCCAUCUACAUUGGAGUAAAUGAAGUGGUUAUGUUAGUUAAAAAAGGUGAUCAGUCGCCUGGCUGGUUGGAGAGUCUGAGCAGCAGCACCGGAAAGGUGAAGCUUGAGAAGCUCGCCGCUGUGGUAGGCAAUCAUCGUUGCCAGGUCAACAAUCUGCUGGAUAACAGGCGCAAGGCUUGUCAGCCUUCCGUUAUAGUGAAGAAGGCCCGUGAGAUGGUGGGCCGCAAUCUACCGUACAACGUUGCCUCUUACAACAGCAAGCACUUUGCUACUGAGAUACGAUACGGCGAGGCAGAGUCUUGGCUGGUGAAAAAAACCUCUUUGAUUGCAAGCAUCACAGGCGCCAUUGUCGCCUUGGUAACCGAAGGCUCCGUGGUCGCCGUAGGAUUCGCAGUAGUCGGGGCACUUGCUGUCUGUAAAGCUCUGAUUCGCAGAUGUUCCAGCAGAUAAGAGGAAGAGGAAGACAACAAGAAAAAAACAAGAACAAAUCACAAAAACUGGCAACAAUGAAUGUUGGCAUGUAACUGACAGUGAUUAUGAUUUAAACUUUUUAAAUAAACGAUUUCACUUGUGUAAUCUGGAGAGAAAAAGGUUGUUGUUCAAAACAGUUAAAAGACUUGACUUGAAUCAGAUAAAACAAUAAGGCAUUAAAUCAUCUGGAUGAUUAGACUAAAGACACAUCUCUUCAGACUUCACCUUGGAUAAAAGAUGAAAAAUAUAUACUUCUAUAUCUGUUUAGUUGCACCUCUAUAUAUCUAGUAGCACUUAUAUAACACUUACAUAUAGCACUUUGUAGUUUGGCUUUCUUGAAGCAAAUUGUACUUGAUUCUUGUUGCUCUGGGUUUGUUCUCAUGGUUGAUGCUCUUAUUGUGACUUUGGAUAAAAUCAUCAGCUAAUUGAAAUGUAAUAUGAUGUGAUGUGAGGGAUAUUUCUUUAUCUUUCACAUAAUUUUUCACUUU
Molecule: messenger RNA, 1028 nt
Organism: Limanda limanda (common dab)
Lineage: Eukaryota; Metazoa; Chordata; Actinopteri; Pleuronectiformes; Pleuronectidae
Product: phospholipase A and acyltransferase 4-like
Exons: 4
Coding region: 1-519 (172 amino acids)
Biological process (GO): N-acylphosphatidylethanolamine metabolic process
Cellular component (GO): cytoplasm
Molecular function (GO): A2-type glycerophospholipase activity; glycerophospholipid phospholipase A1 activity
Source: RefSeq, a predicted model, not a curated record